CAAACGGUUCAUACCAACCUGGAAUGGAGCCAAAACGACAGAGAACAGCCUACACGAGGCAUCAGAUACUUGAAUUGGAAAAGGAAUUUCACUACAAUAGGUACCUGACAAGACGACGACGGAUCGAGAUCGCUCAUACCUUGGUCCUGUCGGAGCGACAGAUCAAAAUCUGGUUUCAGAAUCGCCGUAUGAAAUGGAAGAAGGACCAUAAGUUACCGAAUACGAAGAAUGUACGCAGAAAAAAUGCGAAUGGCCAGGCGUCAUCAGCAGCAGCUAAACCGGCGAAGACUUCAGCGGCGCGGGCAAAGUCCGGCACUGGCAACAACAAUAGUCAAAGGAAAAACAACAAUUCACCUUCUAGUGGUAUGGAGAACAGUUUGGACUCAAACAUCGGUCAUGAUAUGAGCGAAGUUCAUGGGGUCAGCUCCAAUAUUCCUCAUCCCGUUGGUGUGGUUCAUCCGAGCUUUCAAGGUCAUCCUCAUUCUCUGGCUCAUCUCCAAGCACAGCUGAGUCAUCAUCACGUGGGUGGAAUGAUGGACGGUCCGACGGGAGGACCGUUGGGACACAUAAGUUCCGGAAGUAUCAGUCCUCUCGCUCCGGCUACCAGCCCUCCCGGAUUGUCGCAAGUAUCAGCUCCUGUGCCGCCAUCGACGAUAAAAUCCGACUAUGGACUCACAGCUCUCCCGGGGCAAGGAAUACCUCGCAGCAGCUCGAAAAGAAGGGUGGCACCCGGAAAGCGAAUGGGGGGCCGCCUGUGCAGUCCUGCCUCCGCCCAUGCCACGAACAUCCCGGCCAACUGCCUAGAUAUGUUGCUACCAACCGGGUUCCAAAGUCAGACAUAUUAUGGCCGGCGAGCUGUUUCGGAAACCCUCUCCUACCACCCCUUCUCAUCAAGUCCCCUAGUACCAUCGCCUCCACCUUCUCCUUCACCUCUUCCUCCCCCGUCCUCUAUGUCCCUCAGCUCCUUUUUCUUCUGCUUCUCAAACUCUUUCCUGCAGGACCCUACCUUUAGAUCGGUUCACCCGAAAGUUAAGAGCGAAGAAACCCUUGGAACGGAUCGACAGUGCGCCACGUCGAGAACGCCUGACGACAACUAUGUUAGCAUGCAACCCGGUAGUACCAGGAGAACGCCGGAUAUUACGACAGCUGAUGGGGACAGAGCUUGUGGAACGAUCAAUAAUAUAAUACCGUCGCCCCAGGUACCACCAUGCUAUCACACCAUCAAACAUCGUACUUCCCAUACAUCGAGAUCUGCUUGCCUUUAG
This is a messenger RNA of Atta colombica, 1265 nucleotides long. Its product is annotated as homeotic protein deformed-like. The record is from RefSeq and is a predicted model, not a curated record. The annotation marks the transcript as partial. Gene Ontology annotation, biological process: anterior/posterior pattern specification; regulation of transcription by RNA polymerase II. Gene Ontology annotation, cellular component: nucleus. The transcript has 4 exons. Lineage: Eukaryota; Metazoa; Arthropoda; Insecta; Hymenoptera; Formicidae. Gene Ontology annotation, molecular function: RNA polymerase II cis-regulatory region sequence-specific DNA binding; DNA-binding transcription factor activity, RNA polymerase II-specific.